UUGUGCGAACUAAGUUGCAUACUUCCACUUCUUCGGAGUGGAAGAAACAGAAACGCCACUGGUCCGCCACGUCUUUGGUCCGCAGGGCUCAUUCUAGAGGGAGGUAUCCUGCGGGAAAAAUAAAAAAAUUGGAAUAUGGAGCAAAAUUUAUAUUUGGAAAUUAAUGUAAAUGACCCCUGACGAGCAUAUUCGCAGAUUCUACCGCACCCAUUAAAGAUAAAUUCAUUGUACGUAGUGCUUUUCAUUGACGAUACUUUUGUUUUUCAAUCGAGUUCAGUUAAUGUGUCGGAGAGGUUUCGUCAAAUUAAAAUGAGCGCAUUCCUAGUGACCGUAGUAGUCAUUGCCGUGAUCUAUUGCAUCAUAUCAUGGGUGUUACCAAAAAUUAUCACCUGGACGUUGGAGGGGAAGUACAACGUGAAUCUUCAGAUCGGCCACAUCGGCCUUCCCUAUUUCAAACUUUGCGACGUGAAUCUCUGCAAGAACGGAUUCACUGGAUUCACCAUUCACAUAGAGGAGAUCAGCAUCAACAGCAGCUUCUUCAACUCAGAAGUGACGAAGCUUGUAACACUUGUUGUCAAGAAUGUUCAUAUCAAUAAGGAUGUGGGAACUCAACAGCAGGAGCAGGUUGUUCCAGUGGCACAGAAUAGGGGCAAUCCGAUGGAUUUUAGGAACAAGAAAAUUCCGCGAUUCAUCACAACCUUUGCUCAGUUUAUGGCAAUUCAUGUGUACAACAUAUCUGCAAAUCUGCUUCAUUCUGAGAGCCCUGGAUGGUUGCUGCAUGCAACUGUCAGUGAAUUGCAUCUGGAUGGGAGCAUUGUGCAGAAUUCCAGGACGUUAUUGGUGAACGUCAAUAUGUCUGAGGCUUCUGCCAGAGUGUUGAGGCACUCUGACAACAAGAAGAGUAACUAUGAGACUUGUCUUGGUGAGCUGAGCUUUGCCAUCAGUUUGGAGGCGACGCUCGACGCGCAAGGACCUCUUUCGUUUGAAAAAUUAAGUAUCAUCAUGUCUCAAACGAGCGCCAUGAUCAGCGAUGAUUUCUAUACGCUCUUCCAGAAGAAGCAGAGCAAAGAGUGCAGUCCUCGCGUUACCCACGUUUCCGACUGCAACGAUAACGAUUUGAUGCUAAGGCUGGCCCCUGUCGUCCCGAAAAGUUUUCUAAUCAAGAUCGAAGAAACGAAGCUGCGGGGAAUGUGCGAGAACAGUCGCACGGAAUUUCAAUCGUCUCUCAAGAGCUUACAGAUCAACUUCAGGUUCAACAGCGUAUCCCAAGUGGGCGAUCUCCAUCUGCCCAAUCUGUUCUUUUCCUUCAAGCUGGACACGCUGCAUCUGCACAACAAUCGCAAGCAGCUGCUUUACAUGUCACAGUUCAAAUUGGACGCUAAGUUCGACUCGAACGUGGUCGAUCUGUAUAUCUGCAUGAACACGCUCCGCCUGACGUACGAUCAUAAGAGCAUCUAUAAGUGGAUUUCCAUGUAUUUCCUGCAGAACAAAGGGACGUCGAUGGUCGCGGAAGUCUCGGAGGAACAGAUUAUGGUGGCUGCUGCCGCUGGAGGACGGUCCGUGCUGGAACGACUGGCCUCCAUAUACGCAGUGAAUGGAUGCGCAGAAUUCAUUGGAAUUUCUUUUACCAUCAAACUCAACAGCGGAUGCAACUCCGUGGUGGGCUUCAAUCUAGUAAAGUUGAUUUUGAAUCAGUUCAAGGAUAAGCGCGCUAGUUCAUACAGCAAGUACUUGCCUAGGUUGCUGCUAGGCAAUAGGCAUUGGCAAAUGGAGGUGCUCAUAGAGUGUUUGUGGUGGAGCUUCAACGUCGAUUGGACGUGGGGUUUCAUCAAGUCGCACAUUUGUGGCACACCUCUCUACCUCGACAAGGCACUAAUCAAAUUUGGAACUCACGACAAGAACGAAACUAAGAUUGAGAGUCUGUUGGAGUGGUCCAAAUAUCUAGUUUCCUACGCGAUACAAUGUCUGCAACAGGAUCGAAUCAAUCCGUUGUUAAACGUGUUGAGCGUCCUGAAAAUAAAUACGUUCAACAAUUGCAUCCGAUGCGAUGAAAUACCCACCUGCAAGGUGUUUGUUAAGUCGGCAAUCAUCGAAGAUGAUAUCGCUAUCAGUUUGCAGCUGCUGGAACGGAUCGUGGUUAACUGGUCAACUCCGAUCCCUCUGAAACUGCUCUCUCUGUUUAGAGACAUAAAGGAUUUCUCACUCGUCCUCGUCGAGAGUUUCGGCUCAAGGAUCGCAACCACCCAACAACAACAACACGAGAUGCCCUCAAAAGAGAAGAGGACAUUCAGCGUGAACAUCUGCGGACUUCUUUCAUUUCACAUACACAUUUCCCAGAGGCAUAACGCUAAAAUUGAAUUACAAAAUGUGUUAAAGGCCCUAAUGGAAAUGGCUUUAACGAACACGAGUACGGUUAUUUCGAUCGCCGAUGUCGAAGUCUUUAAACUGCAGGGCAUACAAGUGCGGCCGGUGGCAAUCACAAGCCCGGGAAUCGCAAUCCCGGGAAUCGCAAUCCCGACAAUCAAAAUUCCGACAAUCGAAAUCCCGGGAAUCGCAAUCCCGACAAUCAAAAUCCCGGGAAUCGAAAUCCCGGGAAUCGAAGCCCGACAAUCAAAUCCCGGAAUCGAAAUCCCGGGAAUCGUAAGCCCGACAAUCGAAAUCCCGGGAAUCGUAAGCCCGACAAUCAAAAUCCCGGGAAUCGAAAUCCCGGGAAUCGCAUGCCCGACAAUCGAAAUCCCGGGAAUCGCAAGUCCGACAAUCGAAAUCCCGGUAAUCGAAAUCCCGGGAAUCGAAAUUCUGGGAAUCGCAAGCCCGACAAUCAAAAUCCCGGCAAUCGGAUGGUGGCUACGUUAAAUAUGAUUUGUAA
Nicrophorus vespilloides is the source of this 2866-nucleotide messenger RNA. RefSeq lists its product as uncharacterized. Bases 310 to 2853 code for a protein of 847 amino acids. The transcript has 11 exons. The record is from RefSeq and is a predicted model, not a curated record. Lineage: Eukaryota; Metazoa; Arthropoda; Insecta; Coleoptera; Silphidae.